This is a messenger RNA of Mesocricetus auratus (golden hamster), 3844 nucleotides long. Its product is annotated as protocadherin beta-2. Lineage: Eukaryota; Metazoa; Chordata; Mammalia; Rodentia; Cricetidae. Gene Ontology annotation, biological process: homophilic cell-cell adhesion. Gene Ontology annotation, cellular component: plasma membrane. The record is from RefSeq and is a predicted model, not a curated record. Gene Ontology annotation, molecular function: calcium ion binding.
CAUCCAGUAGCCUGAAGUUAACCGGAGGAGGAGGGAGAGGAAGCCUUCUAAGGCAGCGGUUCUGGAAAGUCUUAGGCCUGGGGAUUGUGGACUUGUCCCAUUGUCUGCAAGGUAUUUGCAGAGCGAGUCAGUGACAACGUGAACCCCGGCUGGAGCGAGUUUGUUGGGAGAGCGGAAGGUGAUGGAGGCUGGAGAGGAAAUGGAGCGAAUCCUGAAAAAAAGGCAAGUCGUGCUGUUCUUUGUUUUGCUGGGCAUAGCUCAGGCUGGGUCCACUCUUAGGCGUUACUCAGUGGAGGAGGAAGCAGAGAACGGCUUUUUUGUGGCCAAUUUGUUAAAGGACCUGGGGCUGGAGGUAGAGAAACUCGCUGCGCGGAGACCACGAGUCAUUUCCAAAGGGAAAAAAUUAAACUUAGAGUUCAGUAGGCAGACGGGGGAUUUGCUGUUAAGGGAGAAACUGGACCGGGAGGAACUGUGCGGCCCCGCCGAACCCUGUGUGGUACCUUUCCAGGUGUUACUGGGAAAUCCUUUGCAGAUUUUUCAGGCUGAGCUACAAAUUAGGGACAUAAAUGACCAUUCUCCUGUUUUUCUGGAUAAAGAAAUAAUUUUGAAAAUUUCGGAAAUGACUGCUCCCGGAACCACUUUCUUAGUAGAACGGGCUCAAGAUUUAGAUGUAGGAAGCAACAGUCUCCAAACUUACAUGAUCAGCCCUAAUUUCUAUUUCCAUCUUAAAUUACAAGUCAGUCCUGAUGACACAAUAUUGCCACAGCUGGUUCUGGACAAAGCGCUGGAUCGGGAGGAACAAUCUGAAAUCAGAUUAAUACUCUCAGCAAUAGAUGGCGGGGAUCCACCCAGGUCUGGCACCGCCCUGGUCCGUAUUGAAGUCUUGGACAUUAAUGACAAUGCCCCCACAUUUUUAAAGUUACGAUAUGAGGUUCAGGUCCCAGAGAACAAUCCUGCUGGAUCCCAGGUUGCUGUGGUCUCUGCUAGGGAUUUAGACGUUGGGGACUAUGGAAAAAUAGCUUAUGCUUUUUCCCAAGCUUCUGAAGACAUUCGGAAAACAUUUCGAAUGAAUGCAACAUCUGGAGAAAUCCUUUUAGCAAAGACACUGGAUUUCGAAUCCAUCCAGACAUAUAGAGUUUAUGUUCAGGCUACAGAUGGUGGGGGACUUUCCGGAAGCAGUGUGGUGUUUGUCCAAGUGAUGGAUUUGAACGACAACCCACCGGAACUGACUAUGUCCACACUAAACAAUCACAUCCCAGAAAAUUCCCCAGAAACUUUAAUUGCUGUGUUCAGUGUUGCAGAUUCUGACUCUGGAGACAACGGAAAAAUAGUGUGCUCCAUUCAAGGGGAUCUUCCUUUUAUUCUAAAACCCUCAGUUGAGAACUUUUACACUCUUAUGACAAACACAGCCCUGGACCGGGAGAUCAGAUCACAAUACAACAUUACCAUCUCAGUCACCGACCUGGGCACACCCAGGCUCACAACCCAGCACACCAUAACAGUGCAGGUGUCUGACGUCAACGACAACGCCCCCGCCUUCACACAAACCUCCUACACCCUGUUUGUCCAGGAGAACAACAGCCCUGCCCUGCACAUAGGCACCAUCAGCGCCACAGACUCAGACUCAGGCUCCAAUGCCCGCAUCACCUACUCGCUGCUGCCCAGCCACGACUCGCAGCUGGCCCUGGACUCGCUCAUCUCCAUCAAUGCCGACAACGGGCAGCUGUUCGCGCUCAGGGCGCUGGACUAUGAGGCCCUGCAGACCUUCGAGUUCCGCGUGGGCGCCACAGACCAAGGCUCGCCGGCUCUCAGCAGUCAGGCUCUGGUGCGCGUGCUCGUGCUGGACUCCAACGACAAUGCUCCCUUCGUGCUCUACCCGCUGCAGAAUGCAUCUGCGCCCUACACAGAGCUGCUGCCCAGGGCGGCGGAGCCAGGAUACCUGGUCACCAAGGUGGUGGCUGUGGACCGCGACUCUGGUCAGAACGCCUGGCUGUCGUUCCAGCUGCUCAAGGCCACUGAGCUAGGGCUGUUCAGCGUGUGGGCUCACAAUGGCGAGGUGCGCACCUCCAGGCUGCUGAGUGAGCGCGAUGCUCCCAAGCACAGGCUGCUGCUGCUGGUCAAGGACAAUGGCGACCCUCCCAGGUCUGCCAGUGUCACUCUGCAUGUGCUGCUGGUGGAUGGCUUCUCUCAGCCCUACCUGCCUCUGCCCGAGGUGACGCACGAAGGCGCACAGGAGGAUGACUUGCUCACACUGUAUCUGGUCAUUGCCUUGGCGUCUGUGUCUUCACUCUUCCUCUUGUCUGUGCUGCUGUUCGUGGGGGUGAGGCUGUGCAGGCAGGGCCGGGCGGCCUCUCUGAGUGGCUGCUCAGUACCUGAGGGACACUUUUCUGGCCAUCUGGUGGAUGUCAGAGGCACAGGGACCCUGUCCCAGAGCUACCAGUAUGAGGUGUGCCUGACUGGGGACUCUGGGGUUGCGGAUUUCAAGUUUCUGAAGCCUAUCAUGCCCAGCCUCCUUCAUCAGAGUUCAGAGAGAAAGAAUGAUAUCAAUUACAGGAACCGUUUUGAAGUCAGUUAAACAUUGAUGGGGAAAUAAGGAGCGGAGUCCCAGCUAAAACGUUAAAUGCAGGGUUUUACUGCUUUGGCAACUGAACAGGUCUCUUCUUUGAAUGCCACCAUCUUGUUCCAGUCCUUUGCAUGUUACUGGUGUUUCUAAGUAAGGUUUGUGGAAUAAGGAAUCUAAAUUUUGCUUGUAUUCCAAUUGUGAUUAGUCUUGUGAUUUUAUCUGACUUAGAACGCGAAAGUAAAAUGUGUUUCCAGAAACAUUUUUGUGAGACCAGGCCUCAUUAUGUAGCCUUGGCUGUCCUUGAACUCACUAUGUAGACUGUGCUGGCUUUGAACUCAUAAAGAAGCACCCGUCUCUGCUUCCUAAGUGCUCGAUUAAAGGCACAUAGCUCCUCGAACUGUAUUAAUCUUUAAAUUUUGAGUUAGAGCCCCAUUGACCAAAUUUAACUUUUCCAGUUCUAUUCUUUUGUUUUGAUUUCUCUUUCAAAACAGGGUUUCUCUGUGUAGCCCUAGCUGUCCUAGAACUAGCUCUGUAGACCAGGCUGGUCUCAAACGCAGGGAGAUCCACCUGCCUCUGCCUCCUGAGUGCUGGGAUUAAAGGUGUGCGCCACAUCCUCCCAGCAGUUCCUGAUUUUUCUUAAGUGUUGUCUAAAAUAUUUUUCUCUGGAUAUCAGAGUUGUAAUAUUUUGCAGCAUAGACUGUUUGUGUUCAUUCUUUUGUUAGUGUAACUCUUAUCUUGUGAUCUGACUUUAAGUUCUUUACAUCACUGUGAAUAACAUAGCACUCCCUCAAUGUUUAUCUACACACACACAUUUUAAAAUAUCAGCAUGGAAAACUUAUGAUUCCUUGAGGAUUGCGGGAAUUGUUGGGUUUCACAAAGUGUUCAAAUUAUUAAUACAAAAUAAACUCAAGUCAAAAUCAUAUGUUAGUCUAAAGGAUAGCUAAAGAAUAUACACCUAGUGAUUUUCAAGGGCAUGACUAUUUCUCAUGUCUUAUUUCAAAUAGUCUUCAAAACUCUCAUUCUGAAUUCAAUACUUUUUGAAGACUUUUUUGAGUCAAGGUCUUGUCAUGGUUUUGAACUUGUGACAGGUCUUCCCACAUCCAGCAUGUUGGUCUUGCAGGCAUUGCAUUGACAUUCUCAGUUAAUUAAACUACUUGUGACUUUAUUAUAAUGGAACUUAUUACAAGAGAGUAUACUUUUAUCUUUUACCAACCUAGAAAAUUUGUAUGUAGCUUGGCAUUCCAUUCUAAAAAAUUACAGGCCAUUAAAGAUUCAAUUGAA